Messenger RNA from Gadus chalcogrammus (walleye pollock), 2116 nucleotides. RefSeq names its product fibrous sheath interacting protein 1 (gene fsip1). Lineage: Eukaryota; Metazoa; Chordata; Actinopteri; Gadiformes; Gadidae. The transcript is spliced from 10 exons. The record is from RefSeq and is a predicted model, not a curated record. The coding region runs from base 626 to 1834 and encodes 402 amino acids.
CCUACAGCCCCACCAGAGAGAACAAUGCAACAGUCUAAGGACAGCUAUUAUAAAACAUCGCCAACACAUGAAUGCUCACGCCAUUGAUAUAUUCGGAAAUAUAAUACCUGAAUACAAGGAAAAACGUUUUACCGGGCUGUCAUUGUUAGCUUCCCUGUUGGUUAAUCCCAUAUUAUUUUAGCUAGCGUGCUAACGGGCUCAAUAGCAAAGCAAUUCUCGACGGUACUUACCACAACACUGCCUCGUAUCCCCCUCAACCUCUUCCACUCUCGCUAAGUGGUCAUUCAACACUAGUAUAAAUCCAUCAUCAGGUUCACAUAAGGUUUUACUGGAAAACAGGGGGUAUACAAUUACACCGAAAGGCAGUGUGGCUAAAGUGACAGCUAGCUAGCCUGGUAACCUCUAGCCCGCUAGCCGAAGUGAUCGAAUCUGAAACCCCAGCUGGGCGGGGGGUGGACCCUGAUGACGUCACGUAACCUUAGAAACCAAAAAGUCACGUUAACUAUAUGGAUGUAAACAUCCGGUUGAGUUGGCGUCCGUAGUUACCAACCGAAAACGUAAAAUGUAUUUUAGUAGCGUCUGGUUUGGCUAAAACCCUCAAACAGAAACAACAGCCAGGACGGAUAUGACGAGGGGCACUCUGGAUCGAAGACCCCGGUCUGCAUCGAGUGAGCGGCCAGGUAGCCGGGCAUCGAGCGUGUCCUCAGACGAACUUCAGGUUGUCAGCAGGAGUCCAAGCGGUCUUUCAACCCGCCUUGAUGCUCUGAGGAACGAGAACGCCAACCCACAGGUAUCCACGAUGACCUUAAAUGAUGAUAACUACCUUGAGGAUGAGCCAAGUACAAGUGAAAGCAGUCUCUUACAAAAUCAUACGGACGAAGAUGCCAAGGCUAUGCCUAUUAACAGAAAACAUAGGGAUUGUAAAACUCAAGAAGCACUGGUUGAAAUGGCCAGAUUGGACUUUGUCUUGGCUGCAUCUGAACUGAAGCUAAACCAGGUUAAGUUACAAAGGAAAGAAUGGAGUCAAAAGCGUUGGAGUGAAUACAUGAGUAUACCAAGGACAUAUGAAUCUACUGCCGAAGCUGAAAACACAAAGUCGUUUUUGGCACUGGAAGCACCUCAUCAAGGUAAAAAGAAUAUGACCCAUUUACCAGAGGUAGAUGAUUCUCCCCACUUCAGCCCAAUUGCCACUCCCCAGGGCAAGAGCAAGAAAGACUUUGUGAAGAGAAACAUUGAGCUUGCCGGGGACGCUGGAGGCCCUUAUCGGAUGACACCAGCGGAGAAGGCGCGGCUGGCUGAGCUCCUCAAGGAGUCCGACGAGGAAGAGGAACCCGCUCUCGGAGGAGCCGGCGACCAGGAGGGAGAUCCAUGUGUGUCGUCCUUCGCCACGAGCCACGCCUCCACCCUGGAACCAGCGGACCUGGAGCGCCAGAGACACAUCAAGUACCAGCUGAGCCUCCUCGGCCCGCUGGGCCCGGCGGAAGACUUCUUCCCCGUCUUCCUGACUGGCAGCGAGUCUGAGGCCACUGGAUCGGACGCCAUCUGGGGGCUCGGCGGGGAAAGCUGGGCCAGCAGUAGAUGUGCAGUGGACUACCUGAGGAAAAAGACAGCGGGCGAAGCCUCAUCUCCCAGGGACACAACGGCGGCCGAAGACAUCAACCCAGAGAUCCCACGCAUUAGUGCAGAGCAGCUGCGUUCCCUGUUGGAAGAGGCUGAGCAGUGCCAGAGGUCUCAUCCUCGGCCUCCCAUCUCCAAGGCCAAGCUGGCGGCCCUGCUCAAAGACCCAUACACCACCAGCUUCUCCCACAGCGGCCCGUUCCCCGCCGACGACUAACUGCCGCCAGAGAGGAUUGUGGGUCUCUUCUCGACACAUCCCUGUCCACACACCAAUGGCCAAACAAAAGAUAUGGAUGCACAAUAAUAAAGUUUGUUCAGGACUGUAUGAGACCCAGCUAAUGGAUUCCAGUUGUGUUGUCCCACCAUGGCUAAAUUCAGGUGUUUUAAGUUUCAGACCUAAAGGAAAUGCGCUUUACCUCUCAGACUUUAGCAAUUAUGUCUUAAUGGUUCAGCAUGGAAUAAAAGCAAAGUAACUUGAAUACACAUAUUUUUUUUCCUG